CAACGUCAGGAGGGACCGGCAGCCCUGCUUUCCAUCCGGCUGGGCCGCCUGGCGGCUGGGUGAUGGAUGUGGCUGAACUGUGGAGCCUCUCAGAUCUGUUUCAUGCUUGCUAGAAACACCCUGCAGCGCGGGGCGGGGCAGGGAGACCCCAUUCACCUCUUGGGGGCAAGGUGGCCAGGACCCCGUGCAGGGCCUGCUCAGGGUGAGUCCCAGGACCUGCUGGGGAGGUGCGUGGGUGAGUCAGGGGCACGGCUCCAGAGGGACAGACAGUGACACUGCUGGAGCCAUAAAGGGGAGGUGACACGGUCCGGGCCCACCCCGAGGUCCUCUCUUCUGUCCUCGCCACAGCCCGAGGGUACAAACAAGUGACUCAGGACGGACGGGGGAGUGCCCCAUAACAGCUCAUACCAGUGUUCCGGGGCUAAAUUUAACCCACAGCUGCUGCUGCUGGCACUUUGAGAACAAGUUAAUCUUGGCCAAGGCUGGGGUGUGUGCGUGUACGUGCGCACUUUGGGUGCAAGAGUCUGGAGCAGGGCAGGCAUGGAGACUGGCUGUCCUGGGCCUCCACUCUGAGCCCUCAGAUCAGCCAGGCCACACUGACACCAGUGUCCACCUGGGCCCGAGAGCAGAGACGCAGUCCUGGAGCCUGAGUGCCAGGUGUUGGACACUGGAAUUCGAAUGUCCCCACCACCCUGGGAUGUUAGAACCUGGAGGGCUGAACACUCAGAGCGGGGGACGCCUAGCAGGGCUGACACGCUAGGAUGUCACAGCGCCUGUGUGCUCUCGGGGACACCACACCUCAGUGAGCUCGAAUCUCGGCAGGGCCUGGCUGGGGCCCUGCAGUCCAGUUCCUCCACCUCCGCCUGGUGUGGGAGGUAAACUGAGGCUUCGAAGAGAGACAGCCCUGCCCCGGGCCCCUCAGGGUAGUGGUGGCCUUGUUUACCUACGGGCUUCUCUGCAAGGAGAGUUUCAGGACAGAGGCAGAGAGAGGAAAAGGGUUCCCCAUUAAGGGCAGCAACAGACGGCUCAAGAGUGAUGGCCACGGUGCCGCUCACUGUGCAGGAAACCCAGACUCCGAACCGGACCCAGACAGGCCCAGAGGCGGGAAGGGAGGGAGGCGGAGAGGGCUCUGCCGCGGGGCGGCCCCCACCCCGCGGUUCCACUGGGAGGGGACAGGGAGGGCCCCAAGUUGGCCCACGCCCCACCCCACGGCCUCGACAAGGCUGCUCCGGGAGGGCCCCGCUGAGGCCUGGAGGCUCAUCUUUCAGGAGCGCUCUAUAAAUAGCGCGGGACAGCUGCGCCCAGGCACUGAGGCGCAGGGAGGCAGGUGCACGGAGGGGCCCUGGCACUGUCGCCGCACCCUAGGGCUCCCGCGGCACCGGCACUGCGUUCCCGGGCUCCACCAUGGCGCUGGGCUUGGAGCAGGCGGAGGAGCAGCGGCUCUACCAGCAGACGCUGCUGCAGGACGGGCUCAAGGACAUGCUGGACCACGGCAAGUUUCUGGACUGCGUGGUGCGCGCGGGCGAGCGCGAGUUCCCGUGCCACCGCCUGGUGCUGGCCGCCUGCAGCCCCUACUUCCGCGCGCGCUUCCUGGCCGCGCCCGAGAGCGGCGAGGUGCGCCUGGAGGACGUGUCGCCCGACGUGGUGGCCCAGGUGCUGCACUACCUGUACACGUCGGAGAUCGCGCUGGACGAGGCCCGCGUGCAGGACCUGUUCGCCGCAGCGCACCGCUUCCAGAUCCCGUCCAUCUUCACCAUCUGUGUGUCGUUCCUGCAGAAGCGCUUGUGCCUUGCCAACUGCCUGGCCGUGUUCCGCCUCGGCCUCCUGCUCGACUGCGCGCGCCUGGCCGUGGCCGCGCGCGACUUCAUCUGCGCGCGCUUCCCGCUGGUGUCGCGCGACGCCGACUUCCUGGGGCUCUCGGCGGACGAGCUCAUCGCCAUCAUCUCCAGCGACGGCCUCAACGUGGAGAAGGAGGAGGCGGUGUUCGAGGCGGUGAUGCGCUGGGCGGACAGCGGCACUGCCGAGGCCCGCGCCGAGCGCCAGUGCGCUCUGCCCACGGUGUUCGAGAGCGUGCGCUGCCGCCUGCUGCCGCGCGCCUUCCUGGAGACCCGCGUGGAGCGUCACCCGCUCGUGCGCGCCCAGCCCGAGCUGCUGCGAAAGGUGCAGAUGGUGAAGGAUGCGCACGAGGGCCGCGUGACCACGCUGCGCCGGAAGAGGAGGGACAAGGACAAGGAGAAGGGCGAGGAGCAGAGUCCCUCCCGGGAAGAGGCCCAGGGCCCGGAGGAGGAGGAGGAGGAGGGGGAGGAGGAGGAGGGAGGAGCCGAGCGCGUGCUGCCCGGCAUCCUGAACGACACGCUGCGCUUCGGCAUGUUCCUGCAGGACCUCAUCCUCAUGGUCAGCGAGCAGGGCACCGUGGCCUACGAUCCCGCAGCCAAUGAGUGCUACUGCGUCUCCCUUUCCACGCAGGUCCCCAAGAACCACGUGAGCCUGGUCACCAAGGAGAACCAGGUCUUCGUGGCCGGGGGCCUCUUUUACGACGAGGACAGCAAGGACGACCCCAUGAGCGCCUACUUCCUGCAGUUUGACCACCUGGACUCGGGGUGGCUGGGCAUGCCGCCGCUGCCUUCGCCGCGCUGCCUCUUCGGCCUGGGAGAGGCGCUCAACGCCAUCUACGUGGUCGGCGGCCGCGAGCUCCAGGACGGCGAGCGCAGCCUGGACUCGGUGCUGUGCUACGACCGACUAUCGUUCAAAUGGGGUGAGUCGGACCCACUGCCCUACGCCGUGUACGGCCACGCGGUGCUGUCUCACCUGGACCUCGUCUACGUCAUUGGGGGCAAGGGCAGUGACAGGAAGUGCCUCCGCAGGACCUGUGUCUACCAUCCUGAGAAGUUCGAGUGGAAGGAGCUGGCGCCCAUGCAGACGGCGCGCUCUCUCUUCGGGGCCACUGUGCACGAUGGCCGCAUCUUUGUGGCAGCGGGGGUCACAGACACGGGGCUGACCAGCAGCGCUGAGGUGUACAGCAUCGCGGACAACCGGUGGUCGACCUUCGAGGCCUUCCCGCAGGAGCGCAGUUCCCUCAGCCUGCUCAGCCUGGCGGGCACCCUCUAUGCCAUCGGGGGCUUCGCCACGCUGGAGACCGAGUCUGGAGAGCUGGUCCCCACAGAGCUCAACGACGUCUGGAGAUACAGCGAGGAGGAGGAGAAGUGGGAGGGCGUCCUCCGGGAGAUCUCCUAUGCGGCCAGCGCCACCUUCCUGCCCGUGCGGCUCAACGUGCUGCGCCUGACCAAGAUGUGAUGCCUGCAGCCACCCUGUGGCCAGGGAGGAGGCCAGGAGAGGCGGAGCUGCCAGCCGUGGUGGGGCUGGUGGGGCUGGGUGCCGGGAGCCACGGGGAGGAAUCCGGCAGCGCCCAGCCCGGCCCUGUGUGCUGUGCUGUGCUGUGCUGUCCCCCGCCUGCCGUCUGAGGGGAAUAAAGUGGCUCGGGCUCUGGGCUCUGCUGCUGCGCUGCGAGAGGAGCCGGGAGGGCCUCUGAGGGUCUCUGCUGCCCUGCGCCCUGCCCUCUGCUCUGUGCUCUCUGUCCCCACCCCCAUGGACGGGAGCUGGGGCCACCAGAAGAGGCUGGAGCCCAGGCGGGGUAGAAAAGCUUUAUUCUCAGUGGGCGCCCGCCGUGCUACUCCGGCUUCUCCUUGCCCUGCCCCGGCUCUGGCUCCUCCUCCAGGGCCAGGGUGCGCUCCCGCUCCUUCACCAGCUGGACGCCACAGUAGGUGACAAGCAGGACGGCCAGUGUGGUCUGGGGGAACCCUGUGGGGUGGAGGCGCGGAUCGGGGCGCCAUCCCUGGGUCCUCCUUCCGCCCCGAGGCCCUCCCUGCCUCUCAGGUGGACGCCCGACCCUCACCUGUGAGGAGCAGGCGCCGGGCCACCAGCUCUGUGAACUCAAGGCUGUUCAGGCUCACGAGGUUGUACAUGAUGAUCGCCCAGAAGUUCAUGGCCCCGAAGAGGGCGCGCACCCGGCGGCUCAUCUGCUCCGACAGGGAGGCCUGCCCGGCCAAGUGGGAGCCGCGGUGAGGCGCGAAGGGAGGAGGACGUGGCGCUCAGCAGCCUGGCCCGGCUGCUCGGGCCUGGGCUGUGUCGGGUCCUGGAGCCCCAGGCCGGCUCCCCUCAUGGUCAGAUGUGGGGACAUGGAGGCCCAACCCACAGCCAGGCCCAGGCUGGGUGGCCUGGUACCCAGGCAGGGCCAGUGCCUGACACGGGGUCCACGGUGAGCGCGCUGCCCUGCGCUGGGGCCAGGGAGUGGGGCGAGGCCCGAGCAACAGCGCCCCUCUGUGCCCCCCUGUGCCCUCACCUGCCUCCGCACCCCCCUGGGCCCUGUCCGCCCCUCCCGCCCGCUCCCUGCUCACCUCCAUCUGCGCCAGUGGCCUGUGCUCUGCCAGCUUCUGGACCCAGAGCUCAAAGUUGAGGCCGAAGCAGUUGAGGACAGACCACAGGAAGACAAUGUCACAGGGCCCGAGCCACAGCGUGGUGACAGCAAACGUGGCCACCGAGGCCACCAGCUCGGGGAUCACGGCCGAGUGGUCCCCACCAAUGUGGUCAUACACGUACCUGCAGGGGACGGCAGCCGUGGGUGUGGGAAGGGGCAGGGGCAGCCGGGAGCCAGCGUUGGGCGCUGCCCUGGGGCUACUGCUGUCCCAACCUAGGCCGCUGCCCUCGAGGCGCUGCAUGGCCGCCCUGGGCCUGGUGUCUGUCUCCUGUCUCCUCCCACCCAGGGCUCUGCUGGGACACCUGAGCCCCUGACAUGUGCGCCCCCUGCUGGUGGCUUCCCUCAGGGGCUACUGAGCCUGUGGUGCAGCACCUUCUCAGCUGCUUGGGGUGCGAGUCCUCUGCGCCUGGGGGUCCCCGACUCCCACUCACAGCUAAGGCCCCACUCAGUCCCGACCACCGCUCCCCACCUCCCUCUCUGCCCCGGCCAAGGUACCCCCUCGUGGCCAGAGCCUCUGUGGUCUUCCUGCUCCCCCACUGCCCACCCUGGACCCAGGGAUCUUCAGGGGUAGCCUGGACCCGCACUGCCUCCUGUCACACUGUGUGGCCCAGGUUGGCUUGGAGCUGCAGCCCCCUGCCUCAGCCUCCGGGAUGCUGGGAACACCGGCAUGCACCACCUUGCCCGCUGAGCUUCCCUCACAGUGGGGGUCAGUCGCCCCUUCCCAGGGCUAGGCGCCCGCCCAACCUCACCAACCUCACCACCCCUGCUGCGUGCCCCGGGACCUUGGCCUUGCACACACUGCUCUUUCUCUCGGCAUUUGUUCCUGCCUGUCCGAGCCUCUCCAGUCCCAGUUCAGACCCGAGAAGCUCUCCCCAGUGCCCAGAGGCUCCUGCAGCACAGUCUUGCUCUUCUGAACACCCAGGCCACCCGAAGUCGCCUGUGUGUGGCUGCUUCUCCUCACCAGACCCCCUCAGCCCCAAGUUCAGGGUCUACCAUGUUCACAGCUGUUUGUCCAGUGCCCAGGACAGGGCCCAAAACAGCAGGGCUCUGUGGACGUGUGUUGAAUAAAACCACGGGAGACCCGCUGAGGAACCAG
Heterocephalus glaber (naked mole-rat) is the source of this 5570-nucleotide messenger RNA. RefSeq names its product kelch like family member 40 (gene Klhl40). Gene Ontology annotation, cellular component: I band; A band. The record is from RefSeq and is a predicted model, not a curated record. Gene Ontology annotation, molecular function: protein binding. Lineage: Eukaryota; Metazoa; Chordata; Mammalia; Rodentia; Bathyergidae. Gene Ontology annotation, biological process: skeletal muscle fiber development; negative regulation of proteasomal ubiquitin-dependent protein catabolic process; negative regulation of protein ubiquitination.